This is a messenger RNA of Chanos chanos (milkfish), 2907 nucleotides long. It is a transcript of the gene ints7, whose product is annotated as integrator complex subunit 7. Gene Ontology annotation, cellular component: integrator complex. The coding region runs from base 1 to 2907 and encodes 968 amino acids. Gene Ontology annotation, biological process: snRNA 3'-end processing. The record is from RefSeq and is a predicted model, not a curated record. The transcript is spliced from 20 exons. NCBI's taxonomy places the organism in Eukaryota, Metazoa, Chordata, Actinopteri, Gonorynchiformes, Chanidae.
AUGUCACUUUCCACGGCACGUUCCUUCCUGUCGGAAGCUGGCUAUGGGGAGCAGGAACUGGAUGCUAAUUCGGCUCUUAUGGAGCUGGACAAAGGACUACGCUCGUGCAAAUUGGGGGAACAGUGUGAAGCCGUCGUCCUUUUUCCCAAACUCUUCCAGAAAUACCCCUUUCCCAUCCUUAUUAAUUCAGCCUUUCUGAAACUCGCGGACAUUUUUAGACUGGGGAACAACUUCCUGCGUCUGUGCGUGCUGAAGGUGACACAGGAGAGUGAGAAGCAUUUGGAAAAGAUUCUGAAUGUAGAUGAGUUUGUGAAAAGAGUUUUCUCGGUCAUCCAUAGCAACGACCCUGUGGCCAGGGCUAUCACUCUCCGGAUGCUCGGCAGCCUUGCCUCCAUCAUUCCGGAGCGGAAAAACGCCCACCACAGUAUCCGGCAGAGUCUGGAUUCCCACGACAACGUGGAAGUGGAGGCCGCUAUCUUUGCCGCUGCCAGUUUUUCUGCCCAGUCAAAAGACUUUGCGGCAGGAAUUUGCAACAAGAUCAGUGAGAUGAUUCAGGGUCUGGACACGCCAGUGGACCUGCGGCUGAAGCUGAUUCCCAUGUUACAGCACAUGCGUCAUGAUGCCGGUCUGGCCUCCAGCAGCAGAGAGCUUCUCCAGGAGCUUCUGGCCUCGUACCCCUCCACACCCAUGGUCAUCGUCACCCUACACACCUUCACACUGCUGGCCACGUCCUCGCUCAUCCACAUCCCUCAGCAGAUCCAGCUGCUGUUGCAGUACCUGAAGGACGACCCACGCAAGGCCGUGAAGAGGCUCGCUAUCCAAGACCUCAGGCUGCUGGCCAAGAGGGCCCCUCACAUGUGGACCAGGAAGAAUACACAGGUGCUGUGUGAGUGUGCUCUCAGUAGUUUGUAUGACAGUCUGAAGUUGGGGAUGGUCUCUGUGCUUUCCACCCUGUCUGGAACCAUCGCUCUCAAACAGUACUUCAGUCCCGUGCCAGGCGAAAGCUUCACCCCCCCUCGUUUCACUGAUCUAGUCAAACUGGCGCAGGAGUGCUGUUACCAUAGCAACCUGGCAGUGGCAGCCCACGGGGUCACGGUUCUCACCAACAUCGCCAUAUCGUGUCCGGAGAAAGACCUCAUCCAGCUGGAACAGGACACGGUGAUGGGAAUGGAGUCACUGCUGCUGCUGUGUUGCCAAGACGACAGCGGCGUGGCCCAGACCACUCUGAAGAUGGCGCUGGCCUCUCUGGUGAAGCUGUUGAAAAGUCGUCCUCAUCUGAGUCAGUCUUCAGUGGAGUUUUUGUUGGCUCAGCUGCACUGUGCCUGCGACCCCGCCCGCGUCCUCAUGUGCCACGCCCUGGCCGCCAUCGCCACCCAGUUACCCAUACUGGGAGAGGGCAUGCUGGGAGAUCUGGUGGACCUUUACCGGAUGGCUGGACAGUCGGCCUCUGCCAGGCAGCAGGAGCUUCUGGUCUCCUUGGCAACGGUGGUGUUUGUGGCCAGCCCGUCGUCCCUGUCGGCCGAGGUGAAGACGGUGAUCAAACAGCAGCUGGAGAACGUGGCCAACGGCUGGACCGUGUACCGGAUCGCACGGCAGGCCUCCCGCAUGGGCUGUCACGAGUUCUCCAGUGAGCUGUACCAGAGCCUGCGGACCCGCGUCGCCUCCGAGCAUUUCUACUUUUGGCUGAACAGUCUGAGGGAGUUCUCUCAGGCGGAGCAGUGCCUGGACAAGCUGAGAGACGGAGACUACAGCUCCGCCAUCAGCGCCAUUGCCCAGGCCCUCCGCUCCUAUCAGAAAGGCUUCGCCUCGCUCACGGCGGCCAGCACUCCGUUGAGCCCGUUGACGUUUCAGUGUGAGUAUGUGAAGUUGCGUAUAGACACGCUGCAGGCCAUGUCUCAGCUGCUCUGUACCUGUAACAGUCUGAAGACCAGCCCCCCACCAGCCAUCGCCACCACCAUGGCCUCGUCCUCAGGGAACGAACUCCAGCGCUGCGGACGCAUCUCCACACAGAUGAAAGUGUCCAUGGAUGAGCUGCGUGGUCUGGCUGCCCGUUACGCUGACCUAUACCAGUCGUCAUUCGACGCUGACUCUGCCACCCUACGCAACGUGGAACUGCAGCAGCAGAGCUGUUUGUUGGUGUCGUAUGUUAUUGAGGCUCUGGUCCUGGACCCGCUCACAGCCAGUUUUCAGGAGUACGGCACGCUGGGCGCCGUGCAGGCGGAGACUGAAUACGAGCGACGGAUGACGUCCGUGUUCAACCGCGUCCUGGAGGAGGUGGAGUCACUGAGCAAAAAACACCCCCCCGUCUCUUACCUGCACACUGCGUGUCUGUGUGAUGCGGUCAUUGCUCUGCUGAAGGUGCCUCUGUCUUUCCAGAGAUAUUUCUUCCAAAAGCUCCAGUCGACCAGUAUCAAACUUGCUUUGUCUCCGUCGCCACGGACACCAAAUGAGCCAAUCCCUGUGCAGAACAGCCAGCAGCUGACUCUGAAGGUGGAGGGCGUGGUACAGCAUGGCUCCACCCCCGGACUCUUCAGAAAGAUCCAGUCUGUCUGUCUGAACGUGAGCUCCACCCUCCAGGGCAAAUGCGGACCAGACUUCAAGAUUCCUCUGGAUUCGAAGACCAAUGAGAUUGAGCGACGUGUGGAGCCCCACAAUGAUUACUUCAGCACGCAGUUCCUGCUCAACUUCUCCAUCCUGGGCAGCCACACGGUCACGGUGGAGGCCUCCGUGGUGGACGACAGCGGCAUCGAGUGGAGAACGGGACCAAAGACCACGGUCGCGGUCAAGUCGCUGGAGGACCCGUACUCCCAGCAGCUGCGUCACCAGCUCCAGCAGCAGCAGCAGCAGCAGCAGCAGGCUGGGUCCCAGCCCCCCCCACAGAGGAACGUCUACGGACGCUUUCAGUGA